ACAGCGCGUCCCCGCAUCUUGACGGCGCUAAUUUGGAUAGUUCGUCAAUCAGGAAUUCCUCUGGGAAUAACUCCGGUUUAUUUUACAUGUGUGGACGCACGGGGUUGUCAAGCAUUCGGUUAGCAAUGGAAACCACCUCGGCAAAACGGGUUUCGUGACUUGUUGAAGGAGCAGGAGCUGGUUCCGGUGGAGAUAUUUUGUGCUGUCAGGAAGUUUGUCGUAUUCGGUUGAAGAACGUUUCUCGGUUUGUUUUUUGAUGUGGAAAGCUGCGGGCAAGCUAACUCUUUAUCUCCCUAAACCCAGGAAAAAUUGUAUUAUUAUAUUCCUGAUUUAAGUAUGACUCGUUAAACAUUCCUACUUGAAAGUUUAUAUCCAGCUAACAUACAUUAGGUCGUCUUACAGACACUGAACCUCUCGUAGUACUAAAGGAUCAACGGUCAGAUAGGCCCUGGAGUAUUUAUGUUGCGAUUCGACAGAGAAAUAAUUCAAAAAUAUUGAACAAGUCUUGGCAACAAGGACGAGGAAAAUCUACAGAUUUCGCAGGAAGGCAGGCUAUCAUAAUCACGGAAACUGUACGGUUUUCCUCCCCCUUUUUUUUUUUUUUUUUUUGGAGAGCUCACAAAUGGAUUUAAUAAAGGCAACACGUCAACUGUUACACUUCAUCUGGUAGUUUUUCCACACGUUUAUGGGACUUGAGCUUUUGUCAGGAAAGCCUGGGAGAAUAGGGAUUCAGUGACUGCGCCGAUCAUGUUUUGGAAAUUUAAGUUUUCCAAAGAUCCGAGGCUGCAGCGGCCUCAGCUGGAGCAGUUAGAUGUAGGGUUUUCCAUAUAGAAAGAUUUUGUGUGUUGAGUUCCAGGUUCCUUUAAAAAGUACCUCGAAAGACUCUGUUAGUGUGUUUGUGUUGUUAACCUUCCGUGGAAGAAGACAUACCCCCCACCCUGUACUUGGGGGGCGUCCAGCCCCUCCAUGGUGCCUUAACUCUCGCACCUUCUCCCGGGUGUUUUGGUCUGACCGAGGCCGUCGAUGGACGUCGACACCUCCAGGAAAUAUUACUCCACCACCGCCCCGAAACGCCGGUGACCGGGUCAGCUCCAAGCGGGAGGGGUUCGUUUUACCUGACAGGCUGUGGGUGGUCUGGCACAUCAGAGACAUCAGCCUGAACGCUGGUCUGCGGACCACGCACGCACAACACUGCCACAAUGAAUGAGAGGCAGGCUCUCCACUCUAUAAUGAAGGACCUGGUUGCCCUCCAGAUGACACGACGGCAGCCAGUGUUUACCCACGACAGCGACAAACCAAAGACAUCAGCACAGGCAAACAGACAGGACGAUGUCAGGAUAAAGUUUGAGUACUCAGGAGAGAAGAGGAUCUUGGUGUUUGGAAGGCCUGUGCAGUUUGAGGGAAUUCAGGAAAAAGUAAAGAGUGUCUUUGGCCAGCAGCUGGAGCUCCAUUAUUUGAACAACGAGAUGUCCAUUCCUCUACGAGGCCAAGAUGACCUGGACAAGGCAAUAGACCUGCUUGACAGAAGCUCCUGCAUGAAGAGCAUCAGGAUAAUGCUUCUUUCUCCAGAGCACAGCAAUGCCUCCUCCAACUCUCAUCCUGUACCAUGUAAGCAGGUGAGGAUCAAGGCCUCCCACUCCACUGGAGACGUUAGCACGGUUUACCAAUCCUCUGAACCCAGAGGGCGCCACCUAUCGACAGGUUCUCAGAACACAGGUCGAAGUUCACCGCCUCCUGGAUACGUGCCUGAAUGCCAGCAGAGGAUUGCCCGGCAGGGUUCUUACACCAGCAUCAACAGUGAGGGGGAGUUCAUCCCAGAAACCAGUGAUCAAUGUGUGCUGGAUCCCUGGAGCAGCGCAGAAAAUUCUCUUUCCGGAAGCUGUCAGUCUCUGGACAGCAACUCAGAAAGCCCAUCAGUGAGGAAGUCUCGCAUGCACAGAGCCAAAAGUUACCCAGAUAAUCGACAAGAGUUCUCAGACCGAGAGAAUCAUGUGUAUGACAGGGUAGCAGGGAAGGGAGGCACCUAUCCUCGCAGGUAUCACGUUUCCCUGCAUUACAAAGACCACAGUGAAGGUCGGCGAACUUUUCCACGUAUUCGGCGACCCCAGGGAAACCUGUUUACGUUGGUGCCCUCAAGACGAUCGCUCAACGGCAGCGAGGAGAGUCUAGGCAGCUGGCAGCAGGUCGACACACAAGGCAGGCUGCGUCCACAUGAUCGUUCUGUCGCCCACAAGUCACCCAGUGCCCCGGUGACGUGGCGUCGGGGGAAGCUUUUGGGCCAGGGUGCGUUUGGCCAGGUUUACCUCUGUUACGAUGUGGAUACGGGCAGAGAGCUGGCUGCCAAGCAAGUCCGGUUUGAUCCUGGAAGUCCUGAGACCAGCAAGGAGGUUAGUGCUUUGGAGUGUGAAAUCCAGCUUCUAAAAAAUCUACAUCACGAGCGCAUCGUCCAGUACUACGGCUGUUUGAGAGACCACAAUGAGAAAACUCUCACCAUCUUCAUGGAGUACAUGCCAGGGGGUUCAGUCAAAGACCAGCUGAAAGCUUAUGGGGCCCUGACAGAAAAUGUUACCCGGAAAUAUACAAGACAGAUUCUGGAGGGAAUGUCCUAUCUGCACAGUAACAUGAUCGUGCAUAGAGACAUCAAAGGUGCCAAUAUCUUGCGGGAUUCAGCAGGAAACGUGAAGCUUGGAGAUUUUGGUGCCAGUAAAAGGCUGCAAACCAUCUGCAUGUCUGGAACCGGCAUCCGCUCUGUGACCGGCACCCCCUACUGGAUGAGUCCAGAGGUGAUCAGUGGAGAGGGCUACGGCAGGAAGGCUGAUGUCUGGAGCCUUGGUUGUACUGUGGUUGAGAUGCUCAGAGAAAAGCCCCCGUGGGCAGAAUUUGAGGCCAUGGCGGCGAUAUUUAAGAUCGCCACCCAACCAACAAAUCCGCUGCUCCCCCCGCGUGCCUCUGACCAGGCUCGGGACUUUAUCCGCUGCAUCUUUGUGGAGGCCAAACACAGACCAAGUGCCGAGGAGCUGCUCAGGCAUCCUUUCUCCCAAAUACAGUGCUGAGACGUGCUCCGAUCUUGAACUGCCCCUGCAGUGUAGCACUGGCGCCACUCUGAACAAAGUAUAGACCUGUGAGUAACAGCAGUGUAAAGUUAAAACUCACCAUUAUAUGCUUCAAAGGAGACCCAGUCUUCCCUCACAGAAACGCUUAAAACUGAAAUUAUUUCCUUUCAGUGUGUGCUGUUCUAAUAGUUUCCACAAGGGGGAAAGACAGAUUUACUUCUGAGGCUGCUUAUCUUAACACAAAACUCACUUCAGCAUUAUCAAGUCACGGUUCAUGCACCAGUAUUGACCAUUUUUGUUUACAUUUAUUUUGUUGCAGUUAUAAAAAAAAAAAUGCAUGGAAUCCUUAAAUUGUCCAACAUACAAACCGAAGGCUGUGCACUGUUCUGCAGCAGGCUUAAACAUCAAGUGUGACAAAGAGGUUUUCUGCCAAAAACCUCUCAAACUUUAGAUGAUACUUUAAGCUACUUCAGCCUUUCUUGUUGUCAGCCUCUCCAGAUCAAGACAUAUUAAGGUAUUAAAUCCAGUAAGCUCUUCUUUGUUAGUGUCCUGAAUAAGGUGUAAUGCACCAAAGCUAGUGGGACCAGAAAUUAAUUCUAUGAAUUAUUAUGUUUCUGCAGACAUAACCCCUAAACCUUCUAACUGUGGGUAGCAUCGCUUAAAAUAAUCAAGACUCUGUGCCUUUCCUCACAGCUGUAUCUUUCUAAUAGUGGCAACAAAACCAUAAUUGUUUUCCUGAAACGUCAGAGCUAAAGUAUUCGGAUAAAAUAAAUGUCUUUAAAAACAAUCAAGUAUUUAUUUAUAUAGUAUUCUUUCCUUUUUGCCCUAAGAGUAAUUCUAGAAAACGACGGAAUCAAAUUAAUACUUUUAAUUUUUAUCACCUUAACAAAAGCACUUAAUUUGAAAUGCACCAAUGGCAAAAUACACAGGUUUUUAUAAUGUAGCUGUUUCCACCUUUAAUGUGAUGUAUAACUUGUAUAAUUCAAGUGAAAAAAAAAAAACCAACAUACAUAAAAAUGUGUUAGAAAGGUUAAAAAGAUAUAAUAACCUGGUUGCACAAGUGUGCACACCCUUAAAGGCCUACCUGCUGAAGCACUUCCUGAUUAAGUUUCAGUAUACAGUCCAAAUGAAUGUUGAAUCCUAAAAGUCACAUUAUGGGUGCGAAAUGGUUUUUCACGGUCUGAUUAUUUUAGAUCACAAAAACCUGGCAUUUUAAUGAGUGUUUACACUUUUAAGAGCCACUGUUUGAGUUGGCCUGAUUGUCAAUACUGAAUGUUUUAUAGGUGUUACAGGGAAGUAGUAACAUAAUUAUUAUUAAUAACUCCCAGUUAAAAUACUGUUUCAGCACUUUUUAGAACAUUAUCACUGUAUCAAACCUUUAAUAUUUCAGAAGUAGGUUAAAAUGAAAUAAUUUUUAGUUUUACAGUAACAUAAUGCCCUCAGGUUAUGUCAGUCCCAAUAUUUCUGUGGAGGUCUAAAUUAUAGCACAUUUCACUACAGCCAAUUUCAUCUCUUAGCUCUCCAUUAUACCAUCUGACAAAGUGCCAAAAUGUUGACAUGUAAAAAAAAUGUUUGAUUUAAAAAAAAAAAAAAAAGAUACUUCUAGUUUUGUACAAACUGAAAAGCCUUAAAUGGAAAAACACAUUUUUAUUUGUUUUUGUCUUCAUUGUGUGCCUGGCCCAAACAUCAUCGACUGAUAAUCCUUACUUUAGAUCACUUUCAAUCAGAUGCACUUUUUUAAUAACUGGAUUUUGUUGGGCUCUGUUCAAAUUAGUGUUUUUUUGUUGUUUUGUUUUUACUUUCAAUGUGAAAAUUAUUUUACUUUUAUUUAUAGCCCCAUGGCAUCCAAGUCUGAUGUUAUAAGAAAAUACACAUAUCUAUUUUUAUAUUUUGACUGUAUCAAAUCUGUUGAUAAUUUGAUGCCUUUAAAAUCAUAGAAAGCAGCUGGUUUUGCAGACAUUUCAGAAUUUCAUGUUACAACUUAAACGUGGGGUGGGGGGUGAACUCUGGCUGCCAGGCUCUUACUCCAGUGCAAAAUAUAAAACACGCAGCCUACGUUGUUCAUUAGAAGAACAUUAUUGCGUGGCAGUUUAUGGAAACCUUACACUAAAGCUAGUAAUAAAUGAUGCUCCAAUUAGAACUGUGAGGAUGAUUUGGCUUUUGUAAACCUUUGACCUGCCGAUUCUGUUUUCACAAGAACUCUAGGAAUGUGUAAGAAUAGCUUUCAGGGUGGUUUUCUAGCUCUCUUGCUGUAAGCAGUGGUUAAUCAUUCAUAUUAGAUUACAUUAUUGACAUAUAUUAUUUAUAUUAGAAACAGGCAUCAGCAUGCUGUGUUAGAAAACAAUCAUUUUAAAAUAAAACUAUGGUUACAAAGUUUGCAUUUUAAGCUGCUUUAAGCAUCUCAUGUUAGUGAUUAGCACCGAUGCCAUAAACCAACUCGCUUUGUGUUUUUACUAGCGAAUGUAGUGCCUUACCUUUUACUCUUAAGAUUUUCAAAAGAUAAAAAGAGGAUAAAUCACAGAAACGUUGCUGAAUUAUGUUCAUCCUUCCUGUUAUCACCUCGAGUUUUGCUAUCUUGGUAACUGCAGACAUUGCUCGACAUGUUGCAGAACUUUAUGCAUCUCUGUUCUCCCUCUGACUUCAUGUUAAACACUCCACUGAUGCUAAAAAUUGCUAGCAUUGACAUUCUUCCCUUAGUUACAAGUUGCACAUGGAAAUGUGUUGUUGUUACCUUGACUUGGUGCAUUUACGUUCUGAGUUUCUGAGUCACCACAAAAUCCACAGAUCAGUCUCCAAAAGAUUUCUCAGUGCAUCUCUACCACUCCUUUAUCACAUGUAAAUCAAACCUUAUCAGGCUUUAUUUGAAAAGUGGGUUUUCAGUGUUUUUUAAACAUGAAAAUUGUAGGCGUGUGAGUGAGCCAAAGACAAGCUGGAGCAGAGCCGGCGCUGGAUGUCAGAUUUCACUCUCCAACCCACGUGACGACUUUGUUCUCCCCGGGGUUCAGACGACACAUCCAGCAUUAAAUUAUGUUCUGGGCAAAGGGCUUUUAAUAUGGGGCUGCUUCACCGUAAAGGCUGCUAAAUAAUAUUAAAUAUGAGUCUUUUAUUUAAGUAAAGGAACCCUGGGAUAGGCAAAGGCAUACAAGCUAGUUGUUAGAAAUCUUUAUACAUAUCCGAAUGUAGAGUAUGUGAUGUUUCAUGACAAGACUUGCGGUGCAAAGUCGAAUGUAUCAAAGCCAAUUUACUGCUAGAAAACCUUUUGUUUUUUGAAUGUAUGUCAUGACUUUUCUCAAAAAUAAAUAUAUUUUAAAAGUA
Molecule: messenger RNA, 6368 nt
Organism: Girardinichthys multiradiatus
Lineage: Eukaryota; Metazoa; Chordata; Actinopteri; Cyprinodontiformes; Goodeidae
Product: mitogen-activated protein kinase kinase kinase 3-like
Exons: 18
Coding region: 1200-3053 (617 amino acids)
Biological process (GO): protein phosphorylation
Molecular function (GO): protein binding; ATP binding; protein kinase activity
Source: RefSeq, a predicted model, not a curated record